AGUGGUUGGACUUGAAGACCUAGGCAAUUUGAAUAGGAAGUUCAAAACUUGGGAAGUGAAAGUGUGAAGGAAACAGAUUUCCAUGACUUCUUCUUCCAUUCUUAUUACAUUACAAAACAAGAUCCUAAUUUUAUAAGUUUCCAUGUUUAAUUCUUUAUAUAGGACUCGGCAACCCAUGUAUAGUUCACAUUCGUAGCCUCGUGAAGACAAGUUCUACAACCAACUAGUCCAACAAACCCAACUCCGCCAACAAUAUUUAACGCCCACUUUCCCCUUCUUCCCAUUCCCACCGCACCUCCUCUGCAACACAUCUAUCUAGAAGCUUUGGUUUUUGAUCCAAAUCCUUGAAACCUAGAUAGAGAAGAAAGAAAGCAAAAAAACCUCUGCAAAGGAUUUCAGCAACAUCUGGUGCAUACCCAGAUACCGAGAAUUUGUUUUCCUUGUGCUAUUGAUUUCGAUCUAGGCAUAGCCUCAAAGUCCUCUAAUUGGUAUCUCUCACCAUGGGAAAAACUUCGACUACUUUGUUGUUGUUUUCUUGUGUUCUGUUCUCCCUGUGUGCCUCAUCGUUUGCUCAAACCUGCCGGAGCUAUACUGGUUUCUCUAACAACAAGGUAUACAGCUCAUGCCAAGACCUUCCUGUUUUGAAUUCAUUCCUUCACUGGACCUACGAUCAAUCAACCAGCAAAGUUGAUAUCGCGUAUAGAGUGACUGGAACCACAAGCGCGAAAUGGAUUUCUUGGGCCCUCAACCCCACUGGACAAGGAAUGGUAGGGGCACAAGCCCUUGUGGCAUUUCAGAACACCAGUGGAGUCAUGCAUGCAUACACAUCCCCAGUGCCUGGUUAUACAAUAUCAACAUUGACUGAGGGUUCUUUGAGCUUUGCGGUGUCAAAUCUCUCUGCAACAUUUGUGAAUGGCAAUGAGAUGUCUAUAUUUGCGACAUUAACCCUUAGUAGUAGCAUGACGACAACGGUAAACCAAGUCUGGCAAGAAGGUCCUCUGAGUGGGAACAGUCCUAUUUCGCAUGUUACUACAGCAGGUUCAAGUAAUAUGAUAUCAACAAACACCCUGAAUUUUCUCGAUGCCACGGCCACAACACCUUCAGCAGUGAUCAUUCCAAGGCUUCGAAAGAAGAAUAUUCAUGGAGUCCUAAACGCGGUUAGUUGGGGAAUUUUGAUGCCUAUGGGAGCCAUGAUUGCUAGGUACCUAAAGACGUUCAAGUCUGCAGAUCCUGCGUGGUUUUAUCUACAUGUCGCUUGCCAAACUUCUGCCUAUGUUGUUGGAGUUUCUGGAUUUGCCACGGGUAUAAAACUUGGCAGCGAUUCCCCUGGCAUUAAGUAUGGUACCCAUAGGAACAUCGGCAUAGUCCUUUUCUGCAUGGGAACACUUCAGUUGUUUGCUCUGCUUUUGAGGCCAAAGAAGGAUCACAAGUACAGGUUGUAUUGGAACAUCUACCACCACUGUGUCGGAUACGCUACCAUCAUCCUGAGCAUUGUUAACGUCUUUGAAGGUUUUGACAUCUUGAAACCCGACGAUAAGUGGAAGAAGAUAUAUAUCGGAAUCCUGAUUUUCUUGGGAGUCAAUGCAGCUCUUUUGGAAGCUUUUACUUGGUUCAUUGUUAUCAAAAGAAAAAAUACGAGCUCAGAGAAGUACCCCUCCCAUGGGAAUGGACUGAAUGGAGCAAAUGGCUAUGGUGCCAGAACAGAGAAUGGGGUGUAGUUUUAAGGAUAAGAAUGACUAGGCUUUGUGUCUUUCUUAGAUCGAUUGAUGCAUCUCUUGCUUACUUUUGUGGGGGGUUUUCACCCUAUGUUCAAGAGAGAGCUUAUUACUUUCAUUUACUCGAUUUUGUCUUUCACCUUGUAGGGAUUUAUCAUUUCAUUUAUGAGUAGAGUGUUGUUAGGACAGUCAUAGGGUGUAAUUUUAUUGCAUAUGUAUAAAUAUACAGAUCCACUUCAUGCUUUAUUAAA
Carya illinoinensis is the source of this 1966-nucleotide messenger RNA. Its product is annotated as cytochrome b561 and DOMON domain-containing protein At5g47530-like. The record is from RefSeq and is a predicted model, not a curated record. Lineage: Eukaryota; Viridiplantae; Streptophyta; Magnoliopsida; Fagales; Juglandaceae. The coding region runs from base 501 to 1718 and encodes 405 amino acids. The transcript has 3 exons.